Molecule: messenger RNA, 1004 nt
Organism: Eptesicus fuscus (big brown bat)
Lineage: Eukaryota; Metazoa; Chordata; Mammalia; Chiroptera; Vespertilionidae
Product: chemokine-like factor
Exons: 4
Coding region: 103-933 (276 amino acids)
Cellular component (GO): membrane
Source: RefSeq, a predicted model, not a curated record
GCCGUUGGGGCGCGACGCCGGUGGCCGUGGGAGAGCCGGCGGCCGCAGCGCAGGGUCAGAGCCGCAGGGCCAACCUAACAGAGCUAAGGCCCGGGGCCCACCAUGUCCUCUUACGAUAAUACGGAACCUGAAGGGGGCGCCUCGGGGCGUCCCGGGCGCAGCGCACCCACAAAGAAUCCAUCCAAACGCUCAGCGUCGUCCAUACGCUCGGUGCAACCAGGACCCAAAGGGAAAACCGCAGGCCCCAAGAAGGCCCCAGGCCAGAAGCCAGAUGAACCAGUGGCCCCGAGCAAACCGGAGCUGGAUGCCAUCAGCGAAUCGGAGAAGGAGGCGAUCCAAAAGCGCGCGGAGGGCCGGACCAAAGUCCCACCCAAAUUCAGGGACAGCAUCAAGCGUUUUUUCUUCUCACCCACGGGAGCGUUGAAGAUCGUGAGGCUGGGUCUUCUCAUCGCAGCAUUAACUUGCUUCAUCAUCGCGGAAGCCCAAGAGUCAUACAUAGCAAUCACAGUUCUGGAAAUCUUCAUCGUUAUUUUAUUUAUUCUAAUAUAUAUGCUAACCCUUCACCACUUGAUGACUUAUAUACACUGGCCCUUACUUGAUCUUAUCAACAGUUUCAUUACAACUGUGUUCCUUUUAAUAGUUGCCAUCUUGACAAUACAAGAAAAGGAAAGGAGGCAUUUAUUCUAUGUCGGAGGGGCCCUGUCUCUCGCGGCGGCAAUCGUGUGUCUCGUGGAUGCGACCCUGGUCACCAAGAUGGUGAGGAAAGCCAUGAAAAAAGCCCUGGGCCUGGAAGGCGAAGCCAAGGCCUCCCCAGCGGGGGAAGAAUCCCACCAGCCGCCCAAACCCGAGUCUGAGAAGAUGCUCAGCCCUGCGCCCUCGGAGCCACCCACCGUGGGACCCGCGCUGGCAAAGGAGGCCGAUCCCGCGCCCUGAGCUCACACGCCGUCACCCGUGUCGGCCCACACACGUGAUCAUAAAGUCAGGGCCGCUGAGCCGGGAACGCU